AAGUACCCAGUUCAGUUGGAGACUUCCAACUGCGCCUAACAGAGCUGUCCUUAGACUCUUCUUCUGCAGAACUGAUGUUUUCACAUCUUUCCUUUGACUGUGUCCUGCUGCUGCUGCUACUACUACUUACAAGGUCUUCGAAGGAGAACUACAUAGUGGAAGAGGGUCAGAAUGCCUACCUGCCGUGUUUCUAUACUCCAAGCUCCUCGGGGAAACUCGUGCCUAUGUGCUGGGGCAAGGGAGCCUGUCCUGUGUUUGAAUGUGGCAGCAAGGUGCUCAGCACUAAUGAAAGGAGCGUGAACUAUCAGACAUCCAGCAGAUACCAACUGAAGGGGAAUUUCCACCGCGGAGAUGUAUCCCUAACCAUAGAGAAUGUGACUCUAGACGACAGUGGGACCUACUGCUGCCGCGUCCAGAUCCAGGGUAUAAUGAAUGAUAAAAAAUUGAACCUGAAAUUGCUCAUCAAAUCGGCCAAGGUCACCUCUACGCCGACUCCGAAGAGACACUUUACUGAAGCCUUUCCAAGGAUGUUAACCACCGGGGGCCCAGCAGAAACACAGACACUGAGGAUCCUGCAUGAUAAAAAUCAAACACAAACAUCCAUAUGGGCUAAUGAGCCACAAGACCCUGGAGCAACCACCAGAACAGGAAUCUACAUCGCAGUAGGGAUCUCUGCUGGGCUGGCUCUGGCGCUUAUCUUGGUUGUUUUAAUUUUCAAAUGGUAUUCUCAUAGCAAAGAGAAGUCACAGAAUUUAAGCCUCAUCUCUUUGGCCAACCUCCCUCCCUCUGGAAUGGCAAACGCAGCAGCACAGGGGAUACGUUCAGAGGAAAACAUCUACACCAUUGAGGAGAAUGUCUAUGAGAUAGAGGAUCCGACUGAGUAUUACCGCUACAUCAGCAAUGGACAGCAAUGUUGA
Carlito syrichta (Philippine tarsier) is the source of this 917-nucleotide messenger RNA. RefSeq names its product hepatitis A virus cellular receptor 2 (gene HAVCR2). The record is from RefSeq and is a predicted model, not a curated record. NCBI's taxonomy places the organism in Eukaryota, Metazoa, Chordata, Mammalia, Primates, Tarsiidae. The coding region runs from base 75 to 917 and encodes 280 amino acids. The transcript is spliced from 7 exons.